Molecule: messenger RNA, 1274 nt
Organism: Dryobates pubescens (Downy woodpecker)
Lineage: Eukaryota; Metazoa; Chordata; Aves; Piciformes; Picidae
Gene: SKIC8
Product: SKI8 subunit of superkiller complex
Exons: 11
Coding region: 171-1088 (305 amino acids)
Cellular component (GO): Cdc73/Paf1 complex
Molecular function (GO): protein binding
Source: RefSeq, a predicted model, not a curated record
CAGACUGCGACGGCGGCUAGGGCGGCGGUGGAGUGGUGGUGGGUCGAAAGUUCUGUGUCCAGCAGGGAUUGGCUUGAUUCGAGCGGUGUUUCUGAGGCAGAGCCCUAGUGCUGAGCCUAAUGGCUUUUCUCCUUCCAGAGUGUUCCUGUUAAGAUUACUUCCGUAAAGACAUGACCACACAGUACGGUAUUCUCUUCAAGCAAGAGCAAGCUCAUGAUGAUGCCAUUUGGUCAGUUGCCUGGGGAAAAAAUAAAAAAGAUGGUUCUGAAACAGUGAUCUCUGGUUCUUUGGAUGAUCUAGUGAAGGUCUGGAAGUGGAAUGAUGAAAAAUUGGAUCUACAGUGGACUUUGGAGGGUCACCAACUGGGCGUGGUAUCUGUGGAUAUCAGCCACACAGGCUCCAUUGCAGCAUCCAGCUCACUAGAUGCCCAUAUUCGUCUUUGGGAUUUAGAAACUGGCAAACAAAUCAAGUCGAUAGAUGCUGGUCCUGUUGAUGCUUGGUCUGUGGCUUUUUCACCUGAUUCCCAGUACCUUGCAACAGGAAGUCAUGUGGGAAAAGUAAAUAUUUUUGGUGUUGAAACCGGAAAGAAAGAAUAUUCUCUGGACACCAGGGGAAAGUUCAUCCUUAGCAUUGCUUAUAGUCCAGAUGGAAAAUACUUAGCCAGUGGAGCAAUAGAUGGCAUUAUCAAUAUUUUUGAUAUUGCAACUGGAAAGCUUUUGCAUACGCUAGAAGGUCAUGCGAUGCCUAUUCGUUCACUGACAUUCUCCCCAGAUUCUCAGUUACUUGUAACUGCUUCAGAUGAUGGCUACAUCAAAAUCUACGAUGUGCAACAUGCAAACUUGGCUGGCACACUGAGUGGUCAUGGAUCCUGGGUAUUAAAUGUAGCAUUUUGUCCUGACGAUACCCAUUUUGUUUCCAGUUCAUCCGAUAAAAGCGUAAAAGUUUGGGAAGCUGGAACAAGAACCUGUGUUCAUACUUUCUAUGACCACCAUGAUCAGGUUUGGGGAGUGAAAUACAAUGGAAAUGGGUCCAAAAUUGUAUCUGUUGGAGAUGACCAAGAAAUUCAUAUUUAUGACUGUCCUGUUUAAAUGUUGUCUCAGACUCUGUGCUUAACUCCUGGGGCAGUUUUCAGAAACACUACUGUCCUGCUAUGUAAUUUUUUUAGUAUGAUAAAAGUAGCUAUGUUUGUAUGUAAUCCUGAUUUUGUUCAGCAUGAAAGAAAGCUUUACUUUUUUAAAAAUAAAGGCUACAGCUGCAGGCAACUUGUGUCAUCC